This is a messenger RNA of Bemisia tabaci, 3168 nucleotides long. NCBI's taxonomy places the organism in Eukaryota, Metazoa, Arthropoda, Insecta, Hemiptera, Aleyrodidae. The record is from RefSeq and is a predicted model, not a curated record.
UCUCGGUAGUGUUGUGGGUCCUUUGAAUAUUUAAAGUUGCUCGAAGUUCAUGAUCUUUUGUAUAAGUACGAAGUAGUUUUUAUUCUUAACCGCAUACCUUCAAAAAGUAUUCAAUUUGGUGUUCCUUAGUUCAACCUCUGAAAGUCUCCAAUCUCUCUCAAAAGUCGAUGCCUCAAAGUGUGCUCUCCAAGUACCUAAUGAAGAGAGUGUCCGAUCACAGACUGGCAGAACUAGAGACACUCUUGGCCCUAUCAAAAAUGAAGGGACAAGUAAUGACAGUCCCCCUUGGCUACGGAAAAGUUGACCCUGAGAGAAUUGGAAGGCGAAGGAGAUCUGUAGGAGGCAAAAGACGUGAUGUAUCCGAAAGAAAACGCUCAUAUACCAGUGUAGAGACGAACUCGCAUAAGUAAUGAGGAGCACUUAAAUUUUGUUGAUUGACCAAUGAAACUUAUUCCUGACAUUGCAUCACGCCCAAUUUUUUUUCUCUACAGCCCUGUCACACGCAGAAUCUCGCUUAUUCAACUUGGGUUCAAGUUAUGAGCCUUCAAGUCCUUAGCCCAGGUCGUCUGGUCACUCAGUUGCUGAUUUUCUGUACGAAAAAUCAUCACGUUUGGACAAUGAUACCUGAACCGAAGCCCUGCCAAUCCUGUCAUCUCAAACCAUACCUAAUGUCGAUGCCGAUCAUCACUGUCACGGAUUCAUCACUGUCACGGAUUCAUCGCUGCCACGGAUUCACCACUGUAACGGAUUUUUAUUCCUACCGGCCUUUUCCGGGCGGUUUGAUUCUUAUUCGGAGCUUACGGCGGCAGUGAUUAAGAAUUAUAUCAAAACACUUUACUGCCCAUGAGCCACUUUGUAAAAUAAGUAGAUGGUAUGGUUACGUCGCAAGUAAAUAGGCAGAUAAUUUAUUGAAUGCAUGAGUACAUACCUUUUAAGUAGGAUGUAAUCUUCCAAAAAAAAAAAAAAAAAAAUUAUACUACUACUAUUUUUUAAAGAAAAAGGUUUUAUACUGCACAUAGAAAUAUACCUAGUAAAAAUUGCAUAGAGUAUAUUUUUACAUUAUUUAUUGUUUCAUUACCUUAGUUAACAUUCUAAUCUUAUUAAUUACAGAAUGUAUCAUUGCAUCCUGUAUAAUAGUCAUUAACAUGCAUUCAUGGAAAUAUUUUUAUUGAAUCAUGAAUUGUCAGAGGAGAGGAUUCGCCUAUUUUUUUCCAUGUGUGCUUUAUCGGAAGUCCUACGUCCAUACAGUCCUACAGUCCUACAGUUCAUAGUCUGAAGUUAAUGUUACGUGAAUACCGUAUGUGUGACGGAAGUUUUAACAUUUUUUUCUCUAAAUCUUAUUUGUACAACUUUGUUCCGUAUGAGAGAUUCCGUCCAAUUAGAAGAGACCAAAAUGUUUUAGUGUUUUUAUUUUAUUAAUUCAAACUGGAUUAAUUUUAGUUUUGAGUUUGGUUAGUACUUUAUUUUUUCAUAUAUUUCUCAAUUCUAAGUGACUGCUAAGUGAAUGAAGUAAAUACUUACGAACUUCUAUAAUUCAAUCAAGUGCCAAUACGAGUUCUGUCAUUCAGAGAAUUUGUAUUUUUCAUCACGUCUAAAAUUGAUGAAAUACCUGACAGGAUAAUUUACUUGCCAUAGGAUACUACUAAAAGUCACGUCGAGUCUAGUCAUAAUUUAUAGUAGCUGUAGAUAAAACUUAGAGAACUAUUAGUAUCCGUUCAUUGAAGUUAACCGCAUUUCUGAUGAGUCAUUUAUAUUCGUAUUGCAGUUACUCCAUUGAUCAUUUUAAUUAUCGUCAUUAAACUAUCUACCUCUGACAUUGUAUUAGCGUAUUAUACCUCAUUUUAAUUAAUCAUUUUUUAUUACAGUAAGGCCCCAAGUUGCUGUUGUUUCUGUAAAACUUAAGAUAAUCGAUAAUGUGCACUAUAAAACGAUGGUUCACUUUACGAGGGUUUUUUACCGUCUCUAGUUGCACUAACCAUAUUACUUAAGAGAAAAAAAAAUAGGAAGAAAAUAAAGAAAAACGUUAAUUUUAUAGCGGAAUAACUCAUAAAAACACUGUCAAAAUAUGCAAAUUAGAGCUCUACCUAUCUGAAUUUUUUUUUUACAAAAAAAACAACAUUGCGCUUUGAUGAGUCUUUAAUCAUUGUAUUUCAGUUAAUGAAAACGGAAUUUUUAAGUAGAUUUUUAGUUUUAAAUGUUGCAUAUCGUAUACUUUGAUUUUAAUUUUGAGGUUUUUGACAAUUUUAAUUCUACUUUUUCCCAUAACGUUUUUUCAACAUCAAUUUUACCCAAUAACGGACAAAGGAAGGUUUCCUACUUCCUACAUUUUAUCAGGUUUUUUUUUUUUUUUUUUUUUUUUUUUUUUUUUUUUUUUUUAAAUUUGAUAGCAAGUCCAAAAUUAAACAGUCAACGCUAAUGGGGAUUGUGUACAUUAUUAUGUCAAUACCUCAUCUCUCCUUGAUAUUAACUCAUACCACUUUAGAUUUUUAUAUUAGUUCAUAAUAUUUCCAAGGCUUCCCAUCCAUAAUCCAGCGUUAAAAACGGCUCCGAGAACGUAACAUGUAGGUUUAAUCCAAUCUUGCAGAUAACGCAGUAUUGCCAUAAAAUUAGGCGAGGUGCUGGAGUGGCGGUUGUAAAGAGAUAAGCGUGCUUAAUUAGCGCCGGAAUUCCAGGGACCGGAAAGUUCUACGCCACUUUGCACGCAGUAUUGGUCCCCUUAAUGACUCAAUGAAGUUUACCGCUUACAGGUGCUGAUUGGACCGAAAACUUUGCAACGAUGUUUAAAAAAACUCGGACCUUGAAAUUUUUCCACGACUUUCCGAGUUAGCGCCAAGUCCCUUCGUUUCACAACUACUUUCCGUACUGAAAAAUGCCCUGCUUCAAAAAAUGCAUAACUCAGCAAAAAUGUCAUUGGAUAUUGCAGCCUUUCAAAGAAAUGAAAUCCGCUCCAUCAAAACCCUCCAACUAACUUUCUGCAGCAAAAACCUCAAUGAAGAGAACGAAAGACAUGUUAGCUGUUCAAUUGGCGUGGAGGCAUUUUGCUGAAAGUGUGUCCCUUUCCAACAAACACUUAUUAUGUUAAAAGCUUUUAAAGUUUUUUAGUUAUAUUUAUUGUUUUUAUAUUUAUAUUUGAUAUGCCUUGAAUAAACUUCCUCAUUAUACAUAGUA